Molecule: messenger RNA, 999 nt
Organism: Peronospora farinosa
Lineage: Eukaryota; Oomycota; Peronosporomycetes; Peronosporales; Peronosporaceae
Source: the annotation of a GenBank genome assembly
AUGGCUGCAAUCGACCAAGCCAAGUGGCAAGCACUUAUGAAGUGGACAAUGAAACAAACGGACGGUACGACACCAGCACAAGCAACGCCCAUUUCAGAAGAUAAGCGACGAUUCUUAGAAAUGGUCAUGAAUGAAGGUGUCAUUGAUGAAAACGAGCGUGUGAAGGACAUUCUGCGUAUUCUAAAGGGCGAGAACCCACGACUUGUCUUUGGUACGGAGGAAGGUGUUAUUGCAGAUGAAAAUACGGAUCCAUCCGAUGAGGAGCUUGCACACUACAAGGACACGCUACUUGAUGAGCUAUUGACACGGAUUGAUCAGAUUGACAAUGCCCAAAACUUUGUGAAAAUGGGCGGCCUCCGUGUCCUGAUCAAUGUUAUUGAAACGUAUCAGCAGUCAACAUCUCGUGCCUUGGCGGCUGAAAUUUGCUCUGUUGUGGUGCAAAACAAUCCCUUUUGUCAGGAUGCAGCAGUGGACAGUGGAUUGCUUGAGGUGCUCUGCACAUUGGCUCGUGACGACAAGGACGUCACUUGUCGUGUGAAGGCCUUACUAGGCAUCUCAUGUUUGGUGCGUCACCACGCCCCGGCCGAGAAGAGAUUCCUUGGAGACAGCUGCAGAGGUUUGGAUCUCUUGCGUAGGAACUUGGAAGACGCCACAGAUAUCCGACUGCAACGCAAGUCGCUCUUCUUCCUCCGUUAUUUGAUCCGUAACACCCACUCCACGGCAGAUACGGUGCUGAAGGAGAAUUUCUUCAUUCAAUCAGCAGCGGCAUUUAUCACGAACGAAGAUGUGGACCUGUGUGAGAGUUCUGUGGAUGGUCUGGCGGAAUUUUCCAUGAUUGGGCCCAACUUCAUGGCGGCUUGUAGAAAGACAGAGUUUGAUUUGCUAGCCAAAUGCGACCAACGUAUUAACCAAAUCGACGCGCUAGAGGGUGAGGACAAGGAGUUUGCACAGGAGACGAGGGCUCGUGUGGAGCAUUUGAAAAAGGUUUUGACCGGUUAA